UUUCCCAAACACGACAUAUAUAAAUAUAGACCGCUCCUGUUGCUCGACCUAACUGCAGAAGCCAUCGUCGACGCCAUCGAGGAAUCUGCGGAGAAACUUGUGGGUGACGGCCGUGAAAUUGACCACUUGCUGGAUGUUCAUCUUGUCCAAGGGGGUUUCCGUGAGCCCAGUCAAGAUCUCCGUGUUGGCUUCCAAGUUUGCCUGCAAAAACUCAAACAGCGCCUUCUCCUCGUCGCGGCAUCCGUUCUCGGCCAUGUAGUAACCAAACACGUACGUGUACUUGAGGGUGCGUCGGCACUCGAUCAAUAGCUCAAGCGCUGUCUGGACGUUGUGGAAGUCCACUACCGUCAUGUCCUGCAGCCAGGCGACUUCUGCAAUUGCGUCGUUGCGGAGCUGGAUGCAAAUCGCCUCGCUCUUCUCGUGGCGUUGCACGAGUACGGGCUGCCGCUGCCAUUGUGUGACUGCCACGCCCCCAGACAAACCCAGCAAAAAUCGUGGUCGCAUCUCUUGCACUUCAUGUGGUUGCAUCCUUGGUUCUUCUCGAUUCACACGUUGCACUUGGCGUUCGGGCAUGGCUUCGUGUUUACCACCACCCACUUUGCGUUGGCCGACUCUCCGGUGCACUUUUCUGUCCACGUACGAAGCAUUUCGCAACUGACGGCAGGAUGCGCCCCCUGGCCGCAGCGCAAGCACAAGGCGAACCCACACACACACGUAGCAAAACAUUCACCACCGUCACCUCGGAUCGCGUAACCACAGUUGGGAGCGGAGCACCAUGUCAUCGACCCAUUCUGGUCCACGAAAGACCGCAAAUGCCACUUGAUGUACUGAUCGAGACUCACCCCCUUCAAGAUCUCUCGAAACAGCGUGUCAGGCACAGCCUCCUCGCACUUGUAGGCCAUGCACGUUAUCAAGACACAGGACGGACCUUCCUCAAUCUUUGCUUGCAAGUAGCCUGUCCAGCAAUCGUCGCAGUAUCCGUGACCACAUCCCAUGAUGGCAAUACUGGUCCGAUUCACAGUGUCGCCGCAGACAGGGCAUACACGGUCUUGGUCGGCACCCAACUCCAAUUUGUCGGCAUGCUCAGCUCCGUGCGUCUGCAAGAACAUGAGCGGAGACUCCGCAGAAUAAUACCCAUCUUGCACAGCGUGUUUGCUCCAACCAUUUCGUCGAAGCAAGAUGAUGGCAACGUCUUUGGACACCUUUAGCAUGUCUGCUGUGUCGACAAUCGUUUGGGCUUGUUGGGCCACGAGCACCGCGAGAUCCACAACUUGAUACUCGUGCUGGGUGGGCUGCGAGGUCCAUUCCAUUGCGUUUUCAAUGGCAUCGUCCCCGUCCGACGUGUACGAGUACUCAUCAUCGUCUCCGCUGUCGAACUCGGACAUCGUCGGCACAAGUCCGUUAAUGCCGUG
Messenger RNA from Aphanomyces invadans, 1412 nucleotides. RefSeq lists its product as hypothetical. The coding region runs from base 666 to 1208 and encodes 180 amino acids. The record is from RefSeq and is a predicted model, not a curated record. NCBI's taxonomy places the organism in Eukaryota, Oomycota, Saprolegniomycetes, Saprolegniales, Verrucalvaceae. The transcript is spliced from 2 exons.